CGGGCCUGUCCUUCCGCGAGGGCGGCAGUGACGCGGGCAUGGCUUCUCCUUCGCGGCUGCUGGCGAGCCGGGCUCUGCGGGGCCUCUCCCUGCUGGGGGGAGAGAAGGCGCCGGGCAGGUUCUUUAAUACUGAAAAUCAUGACACUGUACGCUUGGAAACCUCUUCUGCUAAAACUUUAAUGGACAUAGGAACUCGGAGAAUCUUCUCUUCAGACCACGAUAUCUUCCGGCAAAGUGUUAGAAAAUUCUUCCAGGAGGCUGUCGUUCCGUAUCACGCAGAAUGGGAGAAGGCUGGGCAGGUAAGCAGAGAACUCUGGGAGAAAGCUGGCCAGCAAGGGUUGCUGGGAGUCAACAUAUCGGAAGAAUGUGGCGGCAUUGGAGGAGACAUCCUCUCCGCAGCAAUCACCUGGGAAGAGCAAAUGUACGUGAACUGCACAGGCCCUGGAUUCAGCCUGCAUUCUGACAUCGUCAUGCCCUACAUUGCAAACUACGGUUCCAAAGAGCAGAUUGAAAGAUUCAUUCCAGAAAUGGCGGCAGGGAAAUGUAUUGGCGCAAUAGCAAUGACUGAACCUGGGGCUGGAAGUGAUUUGCAAGGUGUGCGAACAUUUGCAAAGAAGGAUGGGAGCGACUGGAUUCUAAAUGGCAGUAAGGUAUUCAUCACCAAUGGGUGGUUGAGCGACUUGGUGAUAGUCGUGGCCAUGACAAACCGCGAGGCCCGGUCCCCGGCUCACGGCAUCAGCCUUUUUCUAGUGGAAAAUGGAAUGAAAGGGUUUGUCAAAGGGCGUAAGCUGGAGAAAAUAGGGCUUAAGGCACAGGACACGGCAGAGCUCUUCUUCGAAGAUGUCCGCCUGCCCGCCAGUGCCUUGCUUGGGCAAGAGAACAAAGGAUUCUAUUAUCUCAUGGCUGAGCUUCCGCAGGAAAGGCUGUUGAUAGCUGACAUGGCAAUUGCCAGUUGCGAAUUCAUGUUCGAAGAGACAAGAAACUACGUUAAACAAAGGAAAGCUUUCGGAAAAACAAUUGCCCAUUUGCAGACAGUACAGCACAAGCUUGCAGAACUGAAAACACAGAUUUGUGUAGGCCGGGCUUUUUUGGAUAGCUGCCUCCAACUUCACUCGGCAAAACACCUGGACUCUGCCACUGCUUCGAUGGCCAAAUACUGGGCUUCUGAUCUCCAAAACAGUGUGGCUACUCAAUGUGUGCAGCUCCACGGAGGAUGGGGGUAUAUGUGGGAAUAUCCAAUUGCCAAAUCUUUUGUAGAUUCUCGUGUUCAGCCAAUCUAUGGUGGUACCAAUGAAAUCAUGAAAGAGCUUAUAGCUAGAGAGAUUGUAAGUGAUAAGUAGCUGUGUGAUUGUCAUGAUGCCUGAAUCUCACAACUGUUGACAAGGAAACACGAUACAUGAAAAUGAAUCUGGAGGAAGACACUCUGUCCAGCUGAAGAAGAAAAAACACAAUGGUUAAAAUUACUUUUAAAAAACCCGGAGACAGGCAACCUUAAUUUCUUGUGUUGAUUGGAAAUGCUAUCAUUCUACAGAGCUGUGAUUCCAUAUGGGUUCAGAAAAGCAAAAAAACUAUGUGAUUGUAUUCAUAACAAACUCUCACAAAAAAACUACGUGAUGGUAUUAAUAACAUUCUGUAACUUCUG
Eublepharis macularius is the source of this 1642-nucleotide messenger RNA. RefSeq names its product acyl-CoA dehydrogenase long chain (gene ACADL). Gene Ontology annotation, biological process: fatty acid beta-oxidation using acyl-CoA dehydrogenase; long-chain fatty acid catabolic process; carnitine metabolic process, CoA-linked. The transcript is spliced from 11 exons. The coding region runs from base 39 to 1340 and encodes 433 amino acids. The record is from RefSeq and is a predicted model, not a curated record. Gene Ontology annotation, molecular function: flavin adenine dinucleotide binding; long-chain fatty acyl-CoA dehydrogenase activity. Gene Ontology annotation, cellular component: mitochondrion. NCBI's taxonomy places the organism in Eukaryota, Metazoa, Chordata, Lepidosauria, Squamata, Eublepharidae.